Phytomonas sp. Hart1 is the source of this 2916-nucleotide messenger RNA. The record is from the annotation of a GenBank genome assembly. NCBI's taxonomy places the organism in Eukaryota, Euglenozoa, Kinetoplastea, Trypanosomatida, Trypanosomatidae.
AUGGCCUUUUCACGGAGUUCUCGACGCUUUGGCAGCAGCUUUCGAAACCGGCCUGUGACGAGCUGCGCCCAGUUGCUCAUCACCAAAAAGACGGUCUGCUAUGAUUACGUCGGCAUCGACGUCAGCGGGCUGGUGGGGAACGCCCUCCGGCUUGCGAAGAGCGCCUCGAACGAGCAGCGGCGACAGCGCGAUGUCGGCCGGCACGUCCUGCAUAGCGUCCAGCAGCUGCUGCGGAAGAUCAACUGCCGGAAGUCGUUGCUGAUCGCCAUGGACGGGGCCGAAUCCCUCGCGAAGGCCGACGUGACCCGGCGGAGUUCGCUAACUCGCCGUCUCGAGAGCCGUCUCGUGCGGCUUCCUGGGACGGCUUUAAUGCAGAUGGUCGAGGAGCGUCUGGUGCGGAUGAUGCCUGAGGAUCAGCUUCGUUUGCUGCCCAGUGAGGUGGUGAUCUCCGGCACCGGGGUGAUGGGGUGUGUUGAGGAGAAAUUCUCCGCCUGGGCCCUCGACCUGGCCUGCCGCGAAGGCUUUAAUGCCAACCAGGAGUCCCUGUGCUUCAUUGGGUCUUCGGAGCUCUUUCUUAACGCUCUCGCCUUGACGCCCUAUUACGAUGUCCGAAGCGUUGUGCAGGGUAUGGCGGAUAUGAAGCAAACCACGAUGUCCUCGUUGUUGGAGUGGUUGGAGCUGGAUGGAUUCGCGACAAAAGGGAAUAGUACGCUUGUCGCGCACGCUCGCACGGAUGCGCUGUUUUUGUAUUUAAUUUGCAAUGGAUGUGCGGCGACCGAGUUUGUAUCAACGAACAACGCCCGCUUUUCUAUAUUGUGGGAUCGCUACUGCAGUCGCUCUUUUGAAUUGUCCUCCAACAGCGAAUCCUCUGCGGGCGCGGAUCCCAAUAAGUCUGACCGAUUAAAAGAUGAAAAUGUGCCCUUCUAUUUAUUCGAAGAUACCCCUGGCCACACGCUUGAGUUGGAUUUGGAAAACUUCUUUGAGAUAAUCUCUUCGGGCCCGCAUGAUACAAGUGCAAAGGGGUUGAAAAGUGAUAACGGCACGGUAUCAAAUGAAAAAGCCAUGUCAUCUACUGGCAACCAAACACAGUUCACCUUCAAAAAGAAGGCUGGAGACGAGUUCUCGGAUAGCUAUCUUGAGUGCGCCCUUCAGAGUCACGCCAUGCUUUGCCUGGGCUACACUCCUGACCCCUUUCACGUCCCACAUUCUCAAAAUGAGAUCGGUGAUGAAUUGGGGAAGAAUGUCUCGGUUAAUAGCUUGGCAUUGUACGUGAAGGCCUUGAUAUUGAAGGGUGUAAAAAAGCGGAGGGCAGGGGGUUCUUCAUUCCAGCGGAAGAGUAGGAAUUCCCCGGCAACUUUGAAUAGUUCUUCUUUGAUGGAAGAACCCGUGUCGACUUCGCCAGUGUCGGAUGACGCCAAAGAAAUCGCGGUUUGCAAAAAAAACGAAGAACCCCCAACAACCAUCCCGCAAUCACUGCCCGUUGGGGAUGUCCAAUUGGCGCCUAGCAAGACCGAUAACGCGCUGGCGAAUACUCCCCCUUCCGACGCAGGUUCGGACUGUCGCUUUUGGUCCCCCGGCCAGCCCCUUACCGCGGCGGAGUACACACUUCUUUGCCAGGUCCAGUCUUCCACCAUCGAGAGUGGCUUACAUCUCUAUGUGGGGAUGGUCCCCAAGACGGAGCUCGUGAAACAAAUCCUGCAGACCACCGACAUCCAUGAGUCCCAUCAACUCGUGCAAAAAGCGCUUUCCUACGCCGACCCGGAGCAUCCGCAUAAGUGCCUUUGCCUUUCCCCUUCUUAUUGCUGGCUGCAGAGCGAUAAAUCCCGGCUAUGGCGGAUGGAGUACGUUGAUAUCGGGGUGUUGGCGCGUAAGCAGGGGAUUCGGCGAGCGCGGAACGCGAUUUCCGGCAUGACGAUGGCCUUACGCGCGUCGGAAGGGGGAUCCUGCCAGUUUGACGUCAAAGCCCAGGAAUGGCAGCCCAUCCUCCACUUUCCCUGCGGUGGGGAGGAGGAGGCUCGCAAUGCGGCGGACCCGGACGGCCCACCUGAGCCUUCUUCUUCUUCUUCUGAUGAGACGUUUAAAGUGUUGACGUGGAAUGUGAUGUUCGACCGAUAUAGCGGACAGCCCACCCCCCUCGGUAUGCCUGGGAUUGAUUGGUGCACCCCCCAGCGUUAUCCGGUCCUCGCCAAGUGCAUUGCUGACGAGGACGCGGAUGUGGUGGGGAUGCAGGAGGUGGAGCCGGCCUUUCUUCAAUUUUUGGCCUCGCAGAGGUGGUGUCGGGAGCGGUAUUUUCUCUCGUGCUCGGAAUCCAGCGCCGUGAUUCAUCCCUGGGGGGUUGCGAUGUUAAUUCAUCGACGGCGCCGGGCGGUGGUGGAGCUCCGGCAUGUGAACGUCCCCGCGUGGUCUGGGCAUCUUUCGCUCAUGCCCGUCGUCAGCCUACAGGUAGUGGGGAAGCCGGUGCACAUCGCCGCCGUCCACCUCCUGGCACCUUUCACGAAAGCCCACGAAAACGCGCGAACCGCGCAGGACUUGGCGCUUCGCCAGCGUCUCGUGAAAAGCAUUCCCCACGGCGAGGAUUCCAUCGCGAUGGGGGACUUCAACGACUACCCCGGAAACGAAUUCCUCAUGCCGAGCGAGACGCACUACCUCGAGUGUUGGCCCAUCCUUCACCCGCAUAAUCCCGGGAAAACGAUGGACGAGACCAACACCUUCUGCAAGCUCAAGGUGGAGGAGAUGUUUUACGGACGCUCCGACAAAAUCUUCUUGCGGAGCCAGCGGCUGAUGCCCAUCGAGACCCACUUGGUCGGCACCAAAAGCGUGAAUGAGGAAAAUGGUAAUGGUGCCGCACCGGCGUAUUUAUUUCCUUCCGAUCACUACGGGGUUAGUAUGACUUUUACGUUGAAGAAGGGCUUUUAG